Molecule: messenger RNA, 1071 nt
Organism: Hymenoscyphus albidus
Lineage: Eukaryota; Fungi; Ascomycota; Leotiomycetes; Helotiales; Helotiaceae
Source: the annotation of a GenBank genome assembly
AUGCUACAGAAGGCCUAUGAAAAAGUCAAUUCGAGUGCGGAUGCUAAGUCCAAAUUCAAAACCUUUUCUUCUUUCCAAAAUGAGGCUUUUGACAACAUUGAUGAUGGGGGCUCAGAGAGAAAAGGCGCAGGUUGGGACAACCUUUGGCGCUCAAUUGGAAAUAGAGUCAAGGUUUUCCACCCUCAAAACCCUUUACACGAAAAGAUUCGUGACCUCGUCCUCGAUCAUUACACCGAUGCUAUGGGUGGGCUAUCAACGCCGCCGACAAUUCCACCACCAAUUGUCAUUGAAAAGAAUGAAUGUCAUGGCAUCAGUGGCGAUACUUGGGUAAUGCAUGUGGAUACCGUGAUUGGAAAUGUAGACACAUUUUGCAACCAAGACGCCAGAGAGGUUACCUACAACAAAGAUAGCGUUGAUGAACUUAAGUUGUCUGUCAAGGCUCCCAAUGAUCAAAACAAGGGAGCUAAAGAUGCCCCGAAUUGUGCUGAUCGUUUCAAGGGGGUUGUCAUCAAUGGUUGCGAUGGUAACGAUCCCACCAACAAUCCUCACAAUUACAAAUUCGGCUCAACCCUUACUACGAGCGAUGGAUGGCAAUACACCAUGACCCCCCUUAGCAAGCAGAUUAACGAAGUAGCCUGUGAUGUAUCCUACAAGUUCCUUUGGGACUCCUUUGAAAUCCGUGGAAAGAACCUACCCGACGCCAAGUUUGGAGCCGAGGGAGAAGGUCUUAAGAAGCAGCUUGAUGGCUGUGGAGAGGUCACUAAGUACGGGUUCGAGAGGACGCUCAAAGAUGGGAAGUUCCAAUGGUUUGCAAAUGGUCGUCUACCAAUUGGUACAAAAGCUUGUGUCGGUAGAGCUCUAAAAAAAGCAGGUGGAUCUGGGAAUGGCAACUGUCAUGGGGCUGGGAAGCGUGACACUUCCAGAAGGGAGAUUGGAAUCGAUGAUUGGCCCGGGUACGGUGAUGAUAGUAAACACGUGUUUGGAGCUGUCACAAAGAGGAACAUUGGUAUAGAAGACUGGCCGGGGUAUGGCGAGGAUAGUAAGCACGUUUUUGGGUCAUAUGAAGGAUGA